Cylas formicarius (sweet potato weevil) is the source of this 987-nucleotide messenger RNA. RefSeq lists its product as uncharacterized. The record is from RefSeq and is a predicted model, not a curated record. Lineage: Eukaryota; Metazoa; Arthropoda; Insecta; Coleoptera; Brentidae. The coding region runs from base 1 to 987 and encodes 328 amino acids. The transcript has a single exon.
AUGUUAAUUGGUGCAGGUGUGUUCUGGAAACUCAUAAGAGUAGGAAGAAUCGAAUUAGGGGAAAACAAACCUGUCUUACAAAACACUUGGUUAGGAUGGGUAGUAGCGGGCUACAUCAGUGGACAAGGAUCUCGAGUCAAACCUAAGAAAACGGUGUGCAACCUAAGUAUCGGUACAGAGGUACAAGACCAACUGGCCAAGUUUUGGGAACUAGAAGAGCCAGGUGGAAGUCAAAUCGAGGGAAUGACACGGGAUGAAGUUGAUUGUGAAAAUUUGUUUAUGUCAACAACAAGACGUGAUCAGGAUGGUCGAUUUAUUGUUGAAAUCCCAUUGAAAAUGAGUAUUGAAAAGUUGGGAGAUUCUCGAGAGAUGGCAUUGAGGAGAUUUUACUCUUUGGAGAGGAAAUUUGCCAGGGACAAGCAACUACAUAUAGAUUAUUGUGAAUACAUGAGAGAGUAUGAACAAGUAGGUCACAUGACUCAAGUAAGUGAGGACAUCACGAAUGAAAGGUGUUAUUACUUACCACAUCAUGCUGUGAAAAAUGAAGGAAGUUCUACAACAAGGUUAAGGGUUGUGUAUGACGGCUCUGCACAAUCAGACUCGGGUGUGUCACUUAACGAUUUGCAAUUUUCGGGGCCAAGAAUUCAAGAGGAUAUCAUUUCAAUUUUGUUGAGGUUUAGACAACAUGAAGUAGCAUUCUGCGCAGAUAUCGCCAAAAUGUACCGACAAGUAUGGGUUAGGGAAGAUCAACGCUAUUUACAAAGGAUACUGUGGAGAGAAAAUCCAGCAGAAGAAGUCAAGGUCUACAAUUUAAACACGGUGACGUUUGGAUUAACCUCAAGUCCAUUUUUAGCGGUAAGGUGUUUGCAAGAACUGGCAAAAAAUUGCGAACAAACGCAGAUUUCAAAGGUAAUUGGCAAGGAUUUCUACGUUGACGAUUUGAUAUCAGGGGCCUCGUCGAUUCAAGAGGCACUUCAGAUAUUGUAA